Molecule: messenger RNA, 3531 nt
Organism: Neoarius graeffei (lesser salmon catfish)
Lineage: Eukaryota; Metazoa; Chordata; Actinopteri; Siluriformes; Ariidae
Gene: ergic1
Product: endoplasmic reticulum-golgi intermediate compartment 1
Exons: 10
Coding region: 106-978 (290 amino acids)
Biological process (GO): retrograde vesicle-mediated transport, Golgi to endoplasmic reticulum; endoplasmic reticulum to Golgi vesicle-mediated transport
Cellular component (GO): endoplasmic reticulum; Golgi membrane; COPII-coated ER to Golgi transport vesicle
Source: RefSeq, a predicted model, not a curated record
UCAUUUCCGCUGGGUUCACCCGCUAAGGGUUGAAGCAAGGGGUCGAAGCUGUAUCCCAGGAUAUCUUUGAAUAAUUUUAUUUUCGCUUAAAAGCGUGCAGACACCAUGACUUUCGAUGUGCGGAGGUUUGAUAUAUACAGGAAGGUGCCUAAAGACCUCACCCAGCCCACAUACACUGGAGCCUUCAUCUCGAUCUGCUGCUGUGUCUUCAUGCUCUUCCUCUUCCUCUCCGAGCUGACGGGAUUUAUAGCCACAGAAAUCGUAAAUGAACUGUAUGUGGAUGAUCCAGAUAAAGACAGUGGAGGGAAGAUUGAAGUGAGUUUAAACAUCAGUUUGCCAAACUUACACUGUGAUUUGGUGGGGUUGGACAUCCAAGAUGAAAUGGGACGUCAUGAAGUUGGCCACAUUGAAAACUCCAUGAAGGUGCCACUCAACAAUGGUUAUGGUUGUCGCUUUGAGGGUGAAUUCAGCAUUAAUAAAGUUCCCGGAAACUUCCACGUCUCCACACACAGUGCCACAGCGCAGCCACAGAACCCUGACAUGACCCACAUCAUUCAUAAACUCGCCUUCGGGGACAAGCUUCAGGUGCAAAAUGUCCAAGGUGCUUUCAACGCCCUCGGUGGGGCCAACAGACUGGAGUCUAAUGCAUUGGCCUCCCAUGAUUACAUCCUCAAGAUCGUUCCCACUGUGUAUGAGGACUUAUCAGGAAAGCAGAAGUUCUCCUACCAGUACACUGUAGCCAACAAGGAAUAUGUAGCUUACAGUCACACAGGGCGCAUCAUCCCAGCAAUUUGGUUCCGUUAUGAUCUGAGUCCAAUCACAGUGAAAUACACAGAGAGGAGGCAACCUUUCUACCGUUUCAUCACAACUAUCUGUGCCAUUAUCGGUGGGACUUUUACAGUAGCUGGCAUCAUUGACUCCUGUAUAUUCACAGCUUCUGAGGCAUGGAAGAAAAUCCAACUAGGAAAGAUGUCCUGAGUGACGACGUCAUUUACUAGACAUCUUAUUUAUACGCCGCUGACUGUCCACACCUGCCCUGGUAUUCCACUACGAAUCAUGAGUUCCCUUUAAGAAAUGGUUUUUUUUUUUUUUACAUUAUUCUGUUUCAAACCAUCUGGUUAGCGAAAUAUUGUCAACAUGGCUAUUGCACGGGUCAGAGAGGAAAUAUUACCUAGAUUAGAAUGCAGUUUUUUUUUUUAACUGUAUUUUUCUCAUCUUUUCUAUAAUUGUAGCUUAAUUGUAUUUUUGUAAAUUGCACAGUGUGAAGUUCUGCACAGUUCCCUUCCAUUAAUAUGUAUCUUACAGAAGGCCAUCAGAAGUACUACUUCUUGGUAAUUCCUGUAUACUACAUAGAUGUUUUUGCAAAACUGGUAACUUGCCAUAUUUGUGCAGCAUAACCUGUGCAAGUUUCCAGUAUGUCAAACAAUGUAAGAAUCACCGAAGUUGUUAUACUGUAUUGAAGCUAGAGUUCUGUACAUUACCCAGGAUUUCUAGGCUUCUUUUGUUAAUUGCACAAAGAUAAAGGAGAUGGUGUUAGCCUACAUUAACUAUUUGUGGGUGAUGUAUUGAAUUUCAUGUCCUGACCUUGUUCAAUGUCCAUAUUAUGUUAGUGUUUACUUUGUGACACAAAUGGCCUAUUGUGCCUUAGUGUUUUAAAUUGACAGACCUCAUUGGGUGGAGGUAAACUUGUUCCAGAUAUGUUUUAUAGAUGGUUGGUUUGUCAGCGAGAGGAUAAAACUAGCUUCGAUGGUAGCUUACUUUGUAGUCGUUUUAAAAAUUUAAGUUGGUCAUUCGUCGGGAGGGAAUCGUUUUUACCCACCCAAGGAUUUUAAAUGAAGUUUAAGUAUGGAUAUUAUUUUGUAAUGUUUUGUCCCUGGGUUUUAUCAUCUAUUCAGUCUAUGCUGUUUACAAUACCUGUAUGGUGAAAGUAGCUUAUGUCAUUUGUUUACUGCCUGCCACGGGACGAGCUGGAACAAAGAAGUAACUGCUCUGAUCAAUAGAAAUCCAUAGUAAAGUGGGUAGUGUGUUUACUUAUGGUAUGUAGCAGUGUUUCGGAAGCACAUAUGACAACUUGGGUAUAUACACUGCCUGCCCCUCCCCCCCCAAAAAAGGUGGCUUUUGGAUUUAAAUAAGCAAAUCUGUAAGCGCCUUUUUGAUUUGGAUAAUUACUGCAGUGAUGACUGACUGUUUCAGCUGGCAACAGUUCUUUUAACCCUAACUGAUGCAGUGAGUAGCUUCUCCUUGCUUCAACAACCAUGUCAGAAGAUGGAUCCUGUGCUCAUGAAAAAGAUGUUACUGUGCUUCAAAAGGGUCAAAUUCUUGGCCUCUGUCAAGCAAAGAAAACUAGAGAGAUGACUGGAAUGGUUGGGGGGGGGAAGAUCCAGGAUCAGAGAUCACAUAAAUGCUUGAAGUCAAAUUGUAAAAGCAAAAAACCAAUAGAACUCUUAACUACUGAACACAGCUAAGAGCAUUUCCACACUCACGAUGCGAUGAGAACUCAAACAGCUGUGUGGUCAUAAAACAAAAAAAAUCACAUUUGUGAGACUAAUCAGGAGAAAAGGCUUCAAUUUGCUAGGGAGUAUAAAGCCUGGACGCUGGAGUAUAGGAAAAGGUCAUGUGGUCCGAAGAGUACAGAUUUACCCAAUUCCAGAGUGAUUGGUGCAUCAGGGUAAGAAGGGAAAUGCAUGAAGCAAUGCACCCAUCAUGCAUAGUGGCCACUGUACAAGUCUCUGGAGGCAGUGUUAUGACCUGGGGUUGCUUCAGUUGGUCAGGUCAAGGCUCAGCAAUGCUAUGGGGCAAUAAAAUGAAGUCGGCCGAUGACCUGAUUGACCAAGUUAUCACAUCAAUAGAUUUUUUUUUAAAUCUUUCCUAAUGGCUCAGGCAUAAAAUUAGGGCUCAGAUUGUGAAAGAGUGGUUCAGGAAGUAUGAGGAAUCAUUUUCACACAUGAAUUAAUUACCACAGGGUCCUGACCUUAGUCCUACCGAGACGCUUUGGGAUGUGCUGGAGAAGACUUUAUGCAGAGGUUCAACUCUCCCAUCAUCAGUACAAGAUCUUGGUGAAAAUUUAAUACAGCUCUGGACUGGAAUAAAUAAUGUGACAUUGCAUAAGUUUAUCAAAGCUAAAGGUGGUCCAACUGAAUAUUAGCGCAUGUGACUUUUUUUUGGGGGGGGGGGGGGCAGGGCAGUGUAUUUUAAAAAGGUUGGAAAAUCAUAACCACUCUUCAUUCAGUAGUCGGUACAACCAAACUAAAACAUGGGAAGGUACAUAUGACACUAGUAUACAUUUAAUUAGGGCCGGAAAAGUUUUUCUGAAACACAAAAACAAAUGACCAUGGUGGAAAUUAAAUUAACUGUAUGCUGUUAUGUGGACUUUUGCUCCUGUGCUCAGAUAAAAUCACAACCUUCUAUCAUCCCAGUGUGUUCAGGUCAUCCGUGUUACUGGACCACUACUUCAUAUUCCUUUUUAAUUCACAGUGAAUCAUUUGUAAAGGUCACAAGAACACAAAAAUAAAAUUCAUCAUUGUUAUAACA